Molecule: messenger RNA, 1188 nt
Organism: Populus nigra (black poplar)
Lineage: Eukaryota; Viridiplantae; Streptophyta; Magnoliopsida; Malpighiales; Salicaceae
Product: aluminum-activated malate transporter 10-like
Exons: 8
Coding region: 1-1188 (395 amino acids)
Biological process (GO): malate transport
Cellular component (GO): plant-type vacuole membrane
Source: RefSeq, a predicted model, not a curated record
AUGGUGAUGGGAAAUGAAGUGUCAAACAUACUGGAAUGGAGGAUAAAUGUACCUGAUGGAACAUUAGAGAUAUUGCAGCCUGAACAUACUGGAAUGGAGGAUAAAUUCCACAGAAUCUGGCUGGGGUUAAAGGGUCUUCUAGGAGAAUUCAUAUUGAAAAUUUGGAAGUUUUUGGAGAAGGCUAGGAACAUAGCAGUUGCUGAGCCUAAAAAGGUUAUUCAUUGUCUCAAAGUAGGGAUGGAACUUUCUAUUGUGUCGCUCUUCUACUAUAUGAGGCCUUUAUAUGAAGGUGUUAGGGAGUGCUGUGUGGGUGAUAAUGACAGCUGUGUUGCUCGUUAUAUUGCUGGUGCAACAUUAUAUAAAUGUAUUAGCAGAGGAAUAGGCACUUUUCUUGCUGGAUCACUUGGCGUUGGUGUUCAUUGGGCUGCAAAUCACUCUGGAGUUGAGCCCAUAAUUCUUGGAAUCUCAGUUUUCCUUCUUGGUUAUCGCGAGGAUAAGGUGAUUGAUAUUGCACACCAAAGGUUAUCCGCAAUUGCCAUUGGGGCCUCUCUUUGCAUUCUCAUAAGCAUGCUAUUCUAUCCCAUCUGGGCUGGCGAAGAGCUUCACAAUUUGAUUCAUCGUAACCUGGAAAAGCUUGCUGAUGCUUUAGAUGGAUGUAUUGCCGGGUACUUCACAGGCAGCAGUGAUGGUGAUUCUUGCAAGAAAAUGGAAGGCUAUAAAUUCGUUCUUAAUUCAAAGGCAGCUGAAGAUUCUAUGGCUGGCUUCACAAUAUGGGAACCUGCACAUGGUCGUUUCAACUUCCGGCAUCCAUGGAACCAGUACCUAAAGGCACCUGAGCAUCUAAAGAGGUAUCUCAGUGAUGUCUCCAACACAUUGAGCUCCUAUGCUUCACAUGUCUUGAAAGAAUUGGCUGUUGCAGAAUCUCUUCCUAACCACCUUGUUGCUGCACCAUCCUCAACAUCGGAUGGAGAUGCCACAGUAGAGCCUAUCAGAGCUGCACCAUCUGUCAUGGAGAUUCUUGGACUAGCAACAUUAGUACCUAUGCUAACAGAAACAGCAGCAAGAAUCGAAGAAGUUGCUGAUGAAGUCAAUGAACUUGCAAAGCUUGCAGAUUUAAAGCCUCCUACCAGCAAAAAGGCUAACCAAAGCCAACCCCGUAACAAAGUUGAUGAGAUGAUCAACCAAUGA